AACUUUCCCUUCCAUUCACCUUCCGCCAUUUCGUUGACCUCGGCAUUCGACAGCUGGAACAUUGUUGAGCCCUUCCCAUUCGAAGUUUUCUUCAUUGUAUUCCCAUUUCCUGAAUUUAUUGGAUGAGAAUAAGGGCGGUGGUUGACUCUCCUGCUCUGGUGACAUGUGCAGGCACGCCUGCAAUCCCCCAGUUUGACCAAUGAGUCCGUCGUCAUUGUUCACCAACGAAGAAUCUCCCUUGUCAACCCCCACGAUCGCAAAAUGGAGGAUAAGGUAGAGGAAACUAUAACGAGCAGUGCUGGAGGGGAAUCUGCCGUAGAAGGGAGAGAUGCGGUCGCCAAAGAUCUAGUAGCUCCAGCAGCAGACCUACCAGCCAUGUCUGCCCCGAGUCUCGCGCCGAGCUCAACAGAUUCUGCCGCGCAUCGCCCUUAUGUGCCACAGUUCUCUGCUGCUACUCAGUUGAUUUUGUCACGCAUCAACAGCAAACCUGGCAGUUUGUCAGCGGCGCUUUCAUCGGCGUCAUCCAUAGCAAAGAGCAUCGAGAAGUCUACCUUCGAGGACGCUAAGCGACGACUCGUCAUGAACAUGAACACUUCGCUCACGAUGCCCAUGCCCACACCGACGCCAAAACUUGGACAGUCUAUUUCUACAGGUAAUGCUUUUCAGCCUAGGACGCCGACCGCCGCCAUUUCCACCAUGGGAACAGCGAAGUCUAUGACCACCAAGACUGUCAUCUCAAAGCCUGUCUCUAAGUCGUCAGCAGCUCAAAAGACACUGCUAUCGAAGCAAAAGGGGAAGGCGGCACGAGGAACGAAGCGCAAGCGUGGCAAAGAUAGCCUGGACACGUCAUCGAGUCUAUCAGAGCUAUCUGACAGCAACAGCGACACAGGCGCAAAGGCGCAAAUCGCCUCCACUAUGACUAAGUCAGGCCGUCAAGUGCAAAAACCAACGCAAUUCAACCCAGCAGAUUCAGCGAAUGCCCAGAAGCGGAAACACUAUGGAAAGCGUACUGCGGAACAGGCCCUCUGCAAGGUAUGCACAAGGGGUCUCAGUCCGGCUAUGAACCAGAUCGUCUUCUGCGACGGCUGCAAUUUCUGCUGGCAUCAGAUGUGCCACGAUCCCUACAUCGACGAUGACUUCGUUAGUGACGAGGCUCGAUCAUGGUUUUGUGGCCGCUGCAUGUCGAAACGGGAGAAGGCAUUAGCCAAGAAGAAGACGUUAAAUGAGUAUAAGGGAGUUAGUUGGGCAUCCAAGAGUGCAGACCAGAGACGGAAGUAUCUCACCGACAUCCCACAUGCUCAAUUGGUCAACAUCAUCAUGUACAGCACAGAAUUACACCCAGAUCUUCCCAUCUUCCCCGGCCAGGAGCCGGGGUCAUCCGCCAAGCAUGUCAAGUCGAGUGGUCCGGUGAAAUUUGACAGCAGAGUCUCGACGCCGGAUACAAAGGCCUCAGACGCGGGCACGAAAUCGAACACGAAGAGAAAGAGCUCUACCGAGGCUCAGGGCCAGGUAGAGCGCGAAUCAUCAGUCGAUUCGAUUCCACCCGCUUGGCCGAAAGUUGGGCGCGGCGUUCUCGCCGGACUAGAUGUGAACGAGGACGAUCUGCGUGACAAGAAUGAUUUUGAGGCGUUUAGUGUUACUUCCUAUGAUGGCAAGGGCAGGAAGGUGAUGGAAAACGGCAUGUCCGUUUGAAGCUAUGGAGAGGAAUCGAGGAUGUCAGCCUUGCACUUCCUUCACGCAUCACUACUGAGAGCGCCAUAUACAGCUCUUUUGCCGCCCAUUUUACAUGGAGGUUGUCAUUCAUUGAUUGGCGCUCAGUACUUGCGUCCCUUUCGCCUAGGAGCAAUCAGCGGUUUUUUCAUUGUCUUCAUCUAUUAUUUUUCCCGUUGGGGGGUGGUGAGAGUCGGCAUUGAUACCUCUCGUGUAGUAUACGAGUUGCUUUUGCACAAUACCCAAAAUUCAUUCA
Molecule: messenger RNA, 1966 nt
Organism: Xylaria bambusicola
Lineage: Eukaryota; Fungi; Ascomycota; Sordariomycetes; Xylariales; Xylariaceae
Exons: 2
Coding region: 262-1692 (476 amino acids)
Biological process (GO): chromatin organization; regulation of DNA-templated transcription
Cellular component (GO): nucleus
Molecular function (GO): DNA binding; chromatin binding
Source: RefSeq, a predicted model, not a curated record